UUAAAGACUUCUUCAUGAUUUUCUACUCCGGAAGCAUGAAUCUUAUUUAAGAACUCAAGAGAGUGUAAGUCAUUCAAAAAAUUUGAAAGAGGCUAUUUACGAAAAGUGAUUGAGAAUGAUUGUAUUUAAAAAACACAAUCCGGCGAUAGAAAAUGGACUCGGAAGAAGAAAGGGACUUCGAAGAAGCGAUGAGGAAUCACGCCGACGUCUCCUGAAGCUGGCCAAUCACGUCUUCUCCGCCGUCGCCAAAACGGAAUCCAACUUCGUCUUCUCCCCUAUCUCAAUCCACCUCAUGUUAAGCCUCAUCGCCGCCGGCUCCAAGAGCCGCACUCUCGACGAGCUCCUAGCUUUCCUCAAAUCAAACUCCGCCGAAGAUCUCCACGCAUUAUAUUCAGAGGUCCUCUUCCCCGCCUUCGCCGACGGCCGCCCUCUCGGCGGCCCCCAAAUAUCGGUGGCCAACGGCGCGUGGGUCGACCAGACUCUGCCUUUGAAGGCUUCUUUCAAGCAUGUGGCGCAGACUCUUUACAAGGCUGAUUAUCAAUCCGUCGAUUUCCACAACAAGGCAAUUGAAGUUGUUAAUAAUGUGAAUUUGUGGGUUGAAGAGGAGACUCGGGGUCUUAUCAAACAUAUUCUUCCUGCUGAUGCAGCAAAUAGUGAAACUAAGUUCAUUUUAGCAAAUGCCUUGUAUUUCAAAGGAGAGUGGUAUGAGAAGUUUGAUGCAUCAAAGACGAAGGACGGCGAGUUCCACCUCCUUAAUGGGACCUCAGUACAAGUCCCAUUCAUGUGCAGUAAGAAGAAACAAUGUGUGAAAGCCUUUGAUGGUUUCAAAGUAUUGAGUCUAUCCUAUAAACAAGGGGACGAUGACGAUGACGAUGAUGAUGAUUAUGUUUAUGAUAGGCGUCGUUUCUGCAUGUACAUCUUCUUACCAGAUGCCAGGGAUGGGUUACCGUCUCUAAUGCAUAAGCUCUCGUCUGAGUCUGGACUCUUGGAGGAGUGCCUCCCCAACUAUGCUGUGAAAGUGGGUGAGUUUCGUAUCCCAAAGUUCAAGGUAUCUUUUGGGUUUGAGGUCUCAGACGUUCUGAAGGAGCUUGGGGUGGUGUCUCCUUUUGCUGGAGGAGAGGGCCUCACCGAGAUGGUGGAGGGAAGUGAAGUCUAUGUCUCACAAAUAAUACACAAGUCUUUUGUCGAGGUUAACGAGGGAGGCACUGAAGCUGGUGCUGCAACCGUGACUUAUGGGAUUGGUGCCUGCUGGCGGCCGGAGGAAGAAGAAGAGGUGGAUUUUGUAGCGGACCAUCCGUUUCUCUAUUUUAUCCGGGAAGAUAUUUCCGGAACCAUUCUCUUGCUCGGGACUGUGACUAAUCCUCUUUGAACAAUCAUUCUUGGUCGCAAAUCGCGAAAUCGAUCCCUCCCUCGCCCCCUGGAGCGAGUUCUCUGGUGUCAAAUGGCACUUCCUAUAACGUGCCGAGAUUGUUAAAUUGUUGCUAAGCUCUCAUUUGUUUUUAGUACGUGAAAUUUGCACUAAAUAGGACUAAAACAUAAUGACUUUCCUAAUGUAGGACUUAAACUUUUUUAUUUCCUAAAUAGGACUUAAUAAUGACCUAGUGGGAGG
This is a messenger RNA of Cuscuta campestris, 1609 nucleotides long. The record is from the annotation of a GenBank genome assembly. Lineage: Eukaryota; Viridiplantae; Streptophyta; Magnoliopsida; Solanales; Convolvulaceae.